AUGGCUGUGGCGGACGACCCCGACGACCCGGACCUCACGCGCUGGGUCAAGGCGCCGCGCCCCUGGCUGGCCGCGCCGCCCGACGGGAUGCCCUACAACUGCUGGCGUGACCCCUUCGUCAUUGAGAGGCCGCGCGGCGCAAACAAACGUGUCGGCGGGCGACCAGGCAGCGAAGACACAGGCAGCGGCGGCCGCUGGCGCGUUGUGAUUGGCAGCGGGGUGGACGACGCGCCGCGCGCCGACGGCGGCCCCGGCCCCCGCGCGCGCGGCAUGGCGCUAGCGUAUUCGGCCAGGCGCCUUGCAGACGGCGGAUGGGAGCUGGAGGCGCGACCACUGUGCGAGGCGCGGAGCGGGGAGGUGGACGGGCGCGUGUGGGAGUGCCCGCUCGUCGCGUGGCUGGACCCCUUGCCGCAAGCAGCAGGCGGGGCAGGCGGCAUCACGAACGACCCGGCGGGCGGCAGCUCGGCCGCGGCCGCCAGCAGGGGGGCGCCAGAGGCUGCCGCAGGCACCGGCGCGGGUGCAGGGCGGCAGGGGGGUCCGGGCGCGGGACGGGCGCCCACCCACCUGUUUUCGGCGUCCGUCGGUCGCAGCCCGGCGCUAGGAUGGCUGGGCUGCCUGCGCGAGGGCGGCCCUUUUGAGUUUUGGGAUGACCUCGCCCAUGCCGCCGCCGACGGUGCCACGCGUGGCCGCACCCUGCUGUGGGGAUGGCUCAGCGAGCUGCACAGCCCCCAGGCAGAGGACACCACCACCAGCCCAGCCACUGCGCCCGCCGCCGCCGCCUCUGCAGCCGCCAACCCCGCCGGCGCCGGCCCGCCCCCCUCCCCGGCCGACCACGCCUUCGGUUGCAUCUCCCUGCCGCGCGUGCUGUCGCUGGCGCGCGCGCCGCCGGCGGUGCCGGCGGCGGCUGGCGGCGGCGGGGGGUUGGGGGCGCCGCGCUACUACCUGCACUCGCGGCCACUGCCUGAGCUGGCCCAGCUGCGGCGCGGUAGCGGGUGGCUGGGCGACGGCCUGAGAGUGGAGCCUCGCCAGCCCAGGCACGUGGCAGAGGGCCUGCACCUGACGCACGCCGACGUCACCCUCGCCCUCUGCCCGCGCCCCGGCUGCGCGGCUGCCGGCUUCCUGGCCACCACCCGCGGCCCCGGCCGCACGCCCCCGGCUGCGGCGCCAACGCCGGGGGGCCCGAGCGGGGAGGCGGGGCCUGAGGGUACCGCCGGCGGCGGCGGUGGUUGUGACAGGGGGGUGGUCGGUGAUUUGGAGCUGCAGGGGGUGCUGGUGAUGUGCGCCUUCGAUGAGGGCCGGCUAGGAGCAUUCAUUGGUCCCAUCCGCGAUGUGCGCGCCGUCAUUGCGUCGCAAACACUGCCGCCGCCCGGCGGCGGCAGCGGCGCCGCCGGGGCGCGGGGCCUGCGCGCACUGGGCGGGCAGCUGCCGGGCGCGGUGCCGGGCGCUGCGGCGGAGCUGAGGGUUUUCUUCGACGGCAGUGUCUUGGAGGUGUUCACAGGCUGCGGCUCUGCGCUGGCGACACGGCUGUACACGCGGCAGCUGCCAGGCACGCGGCUGGCAGUUGAAGGUUGCGAAUCCGCGGCGCAUGGCGUCAGCGGCAGCGGGGGGGAGGCGGGCGCGUGCCAGCUGGAGCUUGUGGCGUUUGGGGCCGAGGUGGUGGCGCGGUGCGAGGUUUUUGAGAUGGGGAGCGCGUGGGAGGGCGAGGGGGACUGA
Monoraphidium neglectum is the source of this 1713-nucleotide messenger RNA. RefSeq lists its product as hypothetical. The transcript has 4 exons. The record is from RefSeq and is a predicted model, not a curated record. Lineage: Eukaryota; Viridiplantae; Chlorophyta; Chlorophyceae; Sphaeropleales; Selenastraceae. The coding region runs from base 1 to 1713 and encodes 570 amino acids.